AUGGAUAUUGAAAGUGAUCCACAAGAAGAGCAAAAAAUAUCUUCAAAUACUUCAGUUUUUGCUGUUGAUCAACAUGGUAUCUGUCAUCUCUUGCAACAAGCAACACUAUCAAAUAGUGAAGAAAUCGUCUAUAAACAAAAUGAUGCAACUCUUUCGAUCACAAGUGAAGAAUUGAUACAAAGUCUACCUUCAUCAAAUGGAUUUUUGUCAACACAACCAUUUUCGGUUGUUACUAUUGAAGAAAAUCAAUUAUCUUCGUUAUGUUUAUUCAAUAACAAUCUUCCAGUAUCGAAACUUUCUCCACCAUUGCAAAUGAGUGGACAAAUUGAUGCACACUAUCGAAAUGUUGUUUUACUUGAUAAUCAUUCUUAUGAUGUUUACCACACAAAAUUGAAAAAGAAAAGAAAGUUACGUGCUAUUCUACGUCGACGAAGUAUUUUCAAGAAACAAUUGAAAAAGUUUCUGAAAUACAAAAAGAAAAAACAACGUUCACAUCAAUCACAUUGUGUCUCCAAGAAGAACAUACAUCACCCAACCAAAGAAAACGGAUUUCCACAAAAACAACAAAUAAUAAUCAAUGAUUUACAACCCUUACCUGAUCUUUCCAAACGUAAAUAUAUCUAUAGAGAUAUAACAUUAACCAAUACUGAAUCAAAUCUAAUGAAUUGGCGAAUUUUUCAAUGUACACAACAAUCAUCAUUGGUAUCGACACCAAAUAAUGGUCAUCUGGUGGAUAUCAUCGCUUCACCUGAUAUACGAGUUGGCUUAUCAAAAUAUCAUGGGAAUAAACAUUUACACAAACAAAUCUUGGUAGAAUAG
This is a messenger RNA of Adineta ricciae, 819 nucleotides long. The record is from the annotation of a GenBank genome assembly. Lineage: Eukaryota; Metazoa; Rotifera; Eurotatoria; Adinetida; Adinetidae.